This is a messenger RNA of Stereum hirsutum FP-91666 SS1, 1749 nucleotides long. RefSeq names its product glycoside hydrolase. The transcript has 5 exons. The coding region runs from base 24 to 1382 and encodes 452 amino acids. Gene Ontology annotation, cellular component: cell surface; extracellular region. The record is from RefSeq and is a predicted model, not a curated record. Lineage: Eukaryota; Fungi; Basidiomycota; Agaricomycetes; Russulales; Stereaceae. Gene Ontology annotation, molecular function: glucan endo-1,6-beta-glucosidase activity. Gene Ontology annotation, biological process: glucan catabolic process.
UGAAGUCGGCCUUACACACACAGAUGAACAAAAUCAAGUCUUUUAUUGACAAGCAUGUCGACAAACAUCUGCCUUUGAAGUCAUCUCCAGUAGCACAUCAAACACCCCCACCUCCAGCUCCCCCCCAUUUCAUACAAAGCUUUCCGAACGAGCAUGACCUCUACCUCUACCGGAGGCAGCACGGAGUGAACCUAGGUUCUUGGUUCGUGCUUGAACGCUGGAUCGCCGACAGCCCCUAUCGCUGCGCUGCUCAGCCCGGACAGAGCGACCUUGAUGUCGCCAAAGGCUCUAAUGCGAGGGAGAUACUAGAGCACCAUUGGGACCACUGGAUCGUGGAGGAUGAUUGGAGUUGGAUUUCGCAGCGGGGUCUGAACACUGUUCGAAUUCCGAUUGGCUUCUACCAUAUAUGUGGUGCAGACCCUUCUGUACUGAACGGUACAGAGUUCGCGGACAAAGGCGAGGUAUUUGCCGGUGCUUGGUCGAGAAUAAUCAACGCCAUCGCUACCGCUCAUCGCCAUGGUCUUGGCGUCCUUAUAGACCUUCAUGCAGCUCCAGGCAAGCAAAACGCGGAUGCCCACUCAGGAACUUCUUCGUCGUCCAUAUCGUUCUUCCAGUCCUCGAAUUUUCAGCGCACCACCCAGAUUUUGACAUCAUUGCUGACACACUUGACAACGUUCACGAGGACUCACAACCCUCCGCUUCCCAAUCUCAUUGGGAUCGAACUCGUCAAUGAGCCGAAUCCUCCUAGUAACAGUGACCACGAUGCGCUCAAGAGGUGGUAUGCGACUACCAUCGAAGCGAUGCGAAGAAUUGACCCCGAUAUCCCAUUGUACAUCGGUGAUAGUUGGAGAGCAGGCGAGUAUGCUGGCUUUGUCAAGAGCUUGGGAGCUGGAAGCUCGUCGUCGACGUCUUCUUUUGUGGUAUUGGAUCAUCAUCUAUAUCGCUGUUUCACUCAGUCCGAUGGGGCGACACCAGCAUCGCAGCAUGCCCACGCGCUGCGGGAAUCCAAACAAUUCUCUAAUGACGUCAAUACUUUGUCAGAAGCUGGCGCUGGACUCGUUGUAGGCGAAUGGUCUGGCGCGCUCAAUCCUGGUUCAUUGCACGGUGUAGGAGAUCAGGAAAGUGCGAAGAGGGAAUUCGUAGAUGCACAACUGGCAUUAUUCGAGAGAGAUUGUGCGGGUUGGUUCUGGUGGACUUACAAGAAGGAACAUCGGGGAGAUUCGGGGUGGUCGAUGAGGGAUGCGGUAGAGAAGGGUGUAUUUCCGAGCUGGGUUGGGAUGAGACUGUCGAGAGCACCAGAGAACGAUGGAGGCAGGAGGGAGAAUGCGAAAAAUCAAGCAUGGGGUUUGCCUUUUCCUUCUUGCAUGUCGCCGCGGUGCUGAUGUCUUAACUGACUUCUUCUUAUUUCUCCCAUCUCUGCAGGGGCACAUUGUUCUUGGUGGGAUACUCAGUAUCCGGGCAACUACGAGCAUUGGCGCUUUGCGGAUGGCUUCAUCCAAGGUUGGGAUGAUUCAUACACUUUCUUCUCCCUCUCUCGUGGCCAAGGAGUUUCGGUCUCAGAGAUUGGAUUCAAGGGCGCGUGGGCGAAGCGGAGGGCAGCAGAACAUGCGAGGCAAAAAGGAGACAAAGACUUGUGGGAAUAUGAACAUGGUCUUGCGCAGGGCAUCACGGCAGCGACGGCGGCCGUACAUCAAUAUUUCGGUUGAUACCUAGUGGCUUUAUGCCCAGAUUAUAUUAUAUCAUUUGCAC